Lasiodiplodia theobromae is the source of this 1458-nucleotide messenger RNA. Its product is annotated as Aminomethyl transferase. The transcript has a single exon. The coding region runs from base 1 to 1458 and encodes 485 amino acids. Gene Ontology annotation, molecular function: protein binding. NCBI's taxonomy places the organism in Eukaryota, Fungi, Ascomycota, Dothideomycetes, Botryosphaeriales, Botryosphaeriaceae. Gene Ontology annotation, cellular component: mitochondrial matrix. The record is from RefSeq and is a predicted model, not a curated record.
AUGCUCUCCCGCCCGGGCGCUGGCAGAAGCGCGGCGUCUGCCCUGGUCAAUACCAAAACUCCAUUCGUCUGCACCCGCUGCCUCCACCUCCGCCGCGCCGCCGCCGCCGCCCACAACAAUGGCACCGCCACUGCUACUCUCCCUCGACCAUCGCUAUCCUCCUCCGCUCGCUCGACCCGCCGAUCCAUCCGCAAUUUCACCACAACGAGCGCUUUCCGUUCAUCCGCAGCGCACAGCAGCAGCAGCAACGGCGGCAUAACACCUCUACCGCACCGCCGCCUCCUCGCGCUGUCGGGCCCGGACGCGCCAAAGUUCUUGCAAGGGUUGACGACCAACAAUGUGCGGCCGGAGCAGGAAACGGGCUGGUACACGGCGUUCCUCAACGCGCAGGGCCGGGUGCUGUACGAUGCGUUCGUAUACCCGACGCCGCUUGCGGCCGUCGCUGCUGGCGGGGCGGCGGCAGCGGCAGCAGCAGCGGGAGAAGGCGAUUGGGCAUGCUUCAUCGAGGUGGACGGGGGGUGCGUGGACAGCCUGCACCGGGUGCUAAAGAGGCACAAGUUGCGGAGCAAGAUUAAGCUGCGCGUCGUGGACGAAGGGGAAUGGGGUGUUUGGGGGGCUUGGACUGCGUCAACGAUCGAUUCGUUGAGCGCUGAUGAUAACGGCAAGGUGGUGUACAUGCCCGACACGCGCGUGCCCGGCUUCGGCGGGCACAGGCUGCUGGUCUCUGGCAGCAGCGGCGAGGAACCGCUGGCGCCGCUUUUCGCGUCGUUGGAGCGCGCGACGCCGAGGGACUACCAGGUGCGCCGGUACCUGCACGGCCUGGCCGAGGGCCCGCUGGAGAUCCGGCCAGAGGAGGCGCUGCCGCUCGAGAGCAAUAUCGACCUCAUGCACGGCGUCGACUUCCGCAAGGGCUGCUAUGUCGGCCAGGAGCUCACCAUCCGCACCAAGCACACCGGCGUCGUGCGUAAGCGCAUCCUGCCUGUCCGGCUAUACGAUCUCCGUAGCGAAGAGCCGGAGAGCUUGGAGUUUGUGGAAGGCGAGGGUAUCGUCAAGGCGGAAGACGUGCCGGAGGGCGUGGCGGAUGUGAAGAAGAUCGCCGAUGGUGCGCAGCAACAGGAUGCGGAGGUGGGACAGGCUGCCGCCCCUCCCGCAAGGAGGAGGAAGGAUGGAAGAAGUGCUGGGAAGUGGCUGGCAGGUGUGGGGAAUGUGGGGUUGGCGCUGUGCCGGCUGGAGAUGAUGACGGAUGUCAAGGUCGCAGCGGAGGGCAUGGGGCCCGCGAGCGGGGGGUAUCAGCCCGGGAUGAAGUUUGGGCUGAAGUGGACAGUGGAGGGCGAGGGUGGCGAAAAGGACGUAGGCAUUAAGGCGUUUGUUCCGGAGUGGCAUCGCCUAAGAGUUGAGGAGGAGGCGAAGAACAAGAAGAAGAAGAUCGUGCAGAAGGAGUUUGAAUUAGAUGAGUGA